GGAAUUUUCCCCCAUUAACUUUUCUUUUAUUUUUUCGUUGGUUCGCCUGACUGCGCAAGCGCAUGUGCCGUCGUCCCCGUCGCACACGCAGAGCCGGCCGGUCCCCAAGCCUCCCGGAGGGAUCCCGAAUGGCGACCGCCGCACGGCCCGACCCGAGAGGCCACGACCUCGACGAGCUCGACCUCUACACCAUCCCCAUCCACUCCAGCUGGUUCUCCUGGGACGAGAUCCACGACACGGAGAGGGCCGCCCUCCGGGAGUUCUUCGACGGGAGCUCCAUCUCGAGGACCCCCAAGAUCUACAAGGACUACAGGGACUUCAUCAUCAACCGGUACCGGGAGGACCCGUCGAGGCGGCUCACCUUCACCGACGUCCGGAAGGCCCUCGUCGGCGACGUCUGCCUCCUCCGCAAGGUCUUCCUCUUCCUCGAGAAGUGGGGGCUCAUCAAUUUCGCCGCGCCCCCGGGCCGCGGGGCCGGAGGAGGAGGAGGCGGCGAGGGGGGCGAUGAUGAUGAUGGUGGCGCGAGGCGCGGCACGGUGGUGGUCGAAGACGGGGCGCCGGUCGGGGUCCGGGUCGUGGCGGUACCGAAUUCGGGGAGGCCAGUGAUUUUGCCUCCUCCGGCCGUUGGCAGGUAUGAUGGCGGGAAGGGGUCGAGCGUGGGGCAGUUUAGGUUGCCUUCCCUGGCUUCGUAUUCCGACGUUUUUGCCGGAUUGAUGAAGCAGAAGGGGUUGGUUUGUGGGAGCUGUGGCGGAACUUGUGAGUCUGGAUGCUAUGAAUAUACUAAGCAGGGCGAUUUUAAAAUUUGUGUGAACUGCUACAACAAUGGAAGUUGUGGAGAGAACAAGUCAUUAGAUGAUUUUGAGUUCAAGGAAGGCAAGGGAAGCUCUGCAAGUCAUGCAGCUCUCUGGACCGAGGCAGAAACUCAACUCCUUCUGGAAUCCAUUUCAAAGCAUGGGGAUGACUGGGAUCUAGUGGCACAAAAUGUGAAGACAAAGACUAAACUUGAUUGCAUAUUGAAGCUCAUAGAAUUACCUUUUGGGGAGUUCUUGUUGGGUUAUACCAACAGAAAUGGUAGAGAUCAAAAUGUUGACGGAAAUGCUAACAAUACAUCUCAAGUUCAGUCAGUUACUUCUGAAUUACCAGAUCAAACCAAAACAGAGGAACGAUCUAAUGACCAAAUAGAAGAGAUCGUGCAGAACCAGAUUAACGAUGUUCUCAAUGAGGGUCCUCCUCUUAAAAAGAAGCGUGCAGCUUCCCUCUCUGAUGGUGGUAGUUCUCUCAUGAAACAGGUGUCUCUGAUGUCGGCACUGGUUGGGCCGGAUAUCACUUCUGCUGCUACUGAAUCUGCUGUUUCAGCGAUUUGCAAUGAAACCUUUUGUCCAAGGGAGAUUUUUUAUGGUUCCAUGGGUCAUAUAAGCAAUGGAUCAUCUGUUCCUGCAAUGAACCACCUGGGAAGGGACAUUGAAAAUGGAGAUGCUGAGAUGAACGAUGAGGUCCCACUAGCCGAUGCCCAGGGGCCACUCCCAACAAGAAGUCACAUGCCUUUGCAGGUAAGAGCUGCAACUGCGACCGCUCUUGGAGUAGUUGCUGCUCGUGCCAAAUUGUUGGCGGACCAGGAAGAUAGAGAAAUUGAACAGAAAGUGGCCUCAAUUAUUGAAACACAGAUGAAGAAAGUGCAUGACAAAAUCAAGUAUUUUGAACAUCUCGGACAUAUAAUGGAGAAAGAGUACGCCGAAAUCGAUGACCUUAAAGGGCUGGUCGUGUCGGAGCGGAUUAGCAUUCUACAGAAGGCAUUGAACGCCGGCAUAUCUAGGUGGAGAGAUCACUUCUCCUUGAAACCGCUGACCGGCAGCUGAUGGCUCUGUCACGAGCCAAUUUAAGCUUUGAUGGAAAUGUGUGGGCAGACAAGUAUGAAACUUUUUUGUGUUUCAAGAUGAAGGGCAUUUCCUUUUUAUAUGGUACAUGGCUGUAGUUUAAUCAAUUGGAGGAACGAUGCGCGUUGGUCAUCUCUUUGAGUCAUUUUGUUUUGUUAUCGGCUUAUCUGAUGUAUGCAGGUGCUAUAUAUAUUGCGGGGAACCUCUUAAGAAGCUAAACCAUUGAACUUUAUUCGAUUUAAUAUGUGCUGAAACUAAAUUUUUCGAUGUUGAUCUUCUUUCAGCAGUCUUGCAGUCA
Messenger RNA from Syzygium oleosum, 2172 nucleotides. RefSeq names its product SWI/SNF complex subunit SWI3A. NCBI's taxonomy places the organism in Eukaryota, Viridiplantae, Streptophyta, Magnoliopsida, Myrtales, Myrtaceae. The coding region runs from base 63 to 1856 and encodes 597 amino acids. The record is from RefSeq and is a predicted model, not a curated record. The transcript has 7 exons. Gene Ontology annotation, molecular function: protein binding.